AUGAGCUCUUUAUUCUUGGUAGAUCUAUUCGACACCAGAGAGCUUACGAAGUCAAUAGAUGAAUCACCAUUAAGGGACCUCCGAAACGUUACACCUGAUCAACGAUCUCGGAAUGACCGAUCUGAUUCGCGUGAAAAUUUGGAUCGAUCCACUGUGCUAGAAUACGACACGCAGCAUGAUGUCUCGCCAUCCCUAUCUGACUAUGGUAGCUUCAGGACUCCAGAGACAAGUGUCAAUUAUGUUAAUAGCUCGCAUUGGGCUGCCAUUCUAGAUAGUAUUACCGAUCUACGAAACCACAUCACACGGGAUGAGGAGGCUUAUCCCAUGGUUUUGGGUACUGUCCGGCCACCGGCAAGCUUCCCUAAACCCAAAUUGCUCUACAGUUGUGGAAUGUAUGAAUCCUCUGCCUCGAUUCUGAAGUCUCUGCCACCUCGCCCUACUGUGGACAGAUUAAUUUCUCGUUACUUUAACAUUAUUGAUAUAGCUCCUGGUAUUGUGCACAGUGGCAAAUUCCUCCGCGAGUAUGAGAGAUUUUGGAAGGCACCACAUGACGCCCCAAUCUUGUGGAUUGGUAUUCUGUUUAGUAUUAUGUGCCUGUCGACCCAGUUCCAGCAGGCCUUUCCCAGUACCACCGGGUGCUCUCCUACACUCGGACACUCAAGAAAGACAUCACAGGUCGAAGAGAAUCAAGCAUUGGUAGAGACGUACAAAGAGAAGGUGAUCCAGUGUCUCCUGCUUGGUCAUUACACAAAGGGUGGGCCGUGCGUUUUGGAGACACUGAUUCUCUAUUUCCUGAUUGAGAAUUUCCACCUCAAAGAUAUGGAGAUUGGUAUUUGGGUCCUAGUUGGAAACAUAGUACAGAUUGCCAUACAUAUGGGCUAUCACCGCGAUGCGAAACAUUUCCCAUCUAUAUCCCCCUUCGCUGGUGAAAUGCGGAGGCGUGUGUGGGCGAUGAUCGUCCAGUUAGACUUUAGCGUCUCUACGCAAUUGGGGCUUCCUAGGCUGGUCAAAGAAAGUGACACCGAUACUGCCGAGCCACGGAACCUGAACGAUUCAGACUUCGAUGAGGAUACUCCUACAUUGCCCGCUUCAAAGCCCGAGACUGAGGUGACACCUACUCUUUAUGUCCUAGCCAAGCUCCGACUGCUCUCAGUAGGAGCCAAGGUCGCCGAUGUGGCCACGGAACCCCAACCACAUACAUAUGCCCAGAUCCUGAAGCUUGAUCAACAGAUUGACGAAGCUGCGAACACGAUCCCAUCCAGUUUGAAGUGGACUGGCCUCGCAUCGUCCCUCAAUAUCCCAUCUCAAAUAAUGGUUCAAAGGAUAUGGCUGGAGGUGAUCAUCUACCAACUGAAGAUUGUCUUGCACAGGAAGUUUCUUGAGCCCUCUCGCCUUCACCGGCAGUAUGAUCGCUCGCGGUCAGCAUGCUUGGAUUCUGCGAUAAAGAUUUUAGAAUUUCAGCGUCUCGUUGACGAAGAGACUCAGGUAGAUGGUCUGUUGUACCAGAGCCGCUGGAGAGUUUCUUCUGCUUUCAUAAACGACUUCCUUCUAGCCACAAGUGUGCUUUGCUUCUAUGUUCAAGCUCAUAAUAAUAAAAGGGACACAGCCCCUAACAAUUCCAGAGACUCUGAAGUUAAGCUGGUGGACAUAGACCGGAUCGGAGAUCUCCUAAGAACAUCUCAGGCCAUCUGGAGUCGGCAAUCUGCCAACUCGAGAGAGGCUCGAAAAGCCGUCGUGGCCAUUAGUUAUGUUCUAGAUGGCUCUCGUGCAAGCACUGAGCCCUACACAUCCGAGGUCGCAUUGCCCUCUGCUAUUCCAGCAACAGCUAUCUCUUACUUUCCAGGCUACUCAGACUUCACAUCGAACUAUGACAUACCCAAUAUGGACCUGGGAUCUACAUCUACAAUGGAAGGAAUGACAUGGCCCAUAUUCACAGCAAGCCUGAAUGAUGAUGUCGAGCAGUGGAUUGGAGGGCAUGGUUCCCAACAGAUGGAUAUGACAUUGUGA
This is a messenger RNA of Penicillium expansum, 2007 nucleotides long. Its product is annotated as fungal specific transcription factor domain-containing protein. Gene Ontology annotation, biological process: DNA-templated transcription. The transcript is spliced from 4 exons. NCBI's taxonomy places the organism in Eukaryota, Fungi, Ascomycota, Eurotiomycetes, Eurotiales, Aspergillaceae. Gene Ontology annotation, molecular function: zinc ion binding; DNA binding. The record is from RefSeq and is a predicted model, not a curated record. Gene Ontology annotation, cellular component: nucleus. Bases 1 to 2007 code for a protein of 668 amino acids.